AAAAUAGGCAAUAAAUACAAGUACUUAGUCAUUUAAUUUCUUGGUCUGUAUACGAACUUGAGGGGUCAGUAAUAAUCCAUGCUUUUUACUCACUAAACGUCUAAAAUCUUACAUUUUAGCCAAAACAUUACCCAUUAGUUUACAGCACAUUUUUCAGAGAGCAAACACAAAGGGUUUGCACUAGCAGCCAUAAUCAGGUGCAAAAGGUCCUGAAUGUAGGUAAUAGAGGUCAAUGACAGUCAAAGAGAUGAAUCUUUAACUGAGAACUGAGACAAAAAUUAGUUAGUAUAAUAAAUGCCAAUUUGAACUACCCUCUCCUGUCUGUGAUAUUUUUAAACACACAGAAAGGACAAAGCCAUUUGUUAUCCAAGCAGUUUCUAAUAACUAGGUUCAAAGUCUCAAGUCUCAAACUACUAAUAGAACGCUGUCCAAGGGGGGCCCCUUGAUACUGAUGUGGAUUCUCCCAAUUUGCUUAACUCUCUUGAGUCGUUCCUUUCACUUUUCUGCUACACUCUGCACUCUGCACCUCCCUUUCUCUCUCUCCCUCUCUACUUGUUUGCUGCCAACACAUCUUCCAAUUUAUGUACCUCUCUUCUCUUCCUUCAGGCUAUACGCCAUGGCAAGAAAAGCACCACUCUACCCUGGAAAAUAAGCAAAACCCUUCUUCCUUUUUUCAUCUUUUCGCUUUCUGCUUCACUUUGCUUUUCUCUCUCUCGCCUUGCUUCUCCACAAGUUGAUAAAGUUUCUUCAGAGGACUGCCAUCCAGAUCUCAGUUAACUUUCAUUAAUUUCUGCCACCUAGUUUUCUCUUUUAGAUGGGGAAUGACUUUAAGGGGUGAUAUGAUAUGCAUUCAUGGCUUCACUUAAUUCAUAUCAUUACUACACAACCACCUCCUUGCUCAUCGUACUUUUGCUGCACAAUUUUCUCUCUCUAGUUUCUGCCUCCAAUCACCCUCACACUGCAAUCUCUCCAAGAGAAUUGUUAUUUGAGGAGAAAAACAGGCUAGGUUCCAUUCCUCCAAGCUGUCACAACAAGUGCAAUGAUUGUCAUCCAUGCAUGGCAGUUCAAGUGCCCACUUUGCCUAGUCAUGACUCUAACCCUCCAGAUCUUACCAAAACUUCUGCCAUGGCAACUUUUUUUAACCCUUCUUCUCCCCAAGGUAACAGGUACUCCAACUACAAGCCAUUGGGGUGGAAAUGCCAUUGUGGCGACCACUUCUUCAACCCUUAAAACUUCUAAAAUGGAAAUUGGCACUCCUAUUUUUUGUUUGUUAAAUUCAUAUUUUCUUGUUUAGGGGUCAGCUAGGGUAACAGAUUUGCUAUCACUUGCGUCAGCAUGGAUAGUAUACAUUGGAGUUUGAUACACUUGUACAGAGUUUGUUACAGACCUGAAUUCCAACUUUUAUUAUUAUUAUUAUUAUUAUUAUUAUUAUUAUUAUGCAAAAUUUUGAGAAAAUUUUGCUGUUGUUGCUUUUGUGUCUGUUUCUUGAGGGGUUCCUUAUAAUUGGCUAAGGAUUAAUUGCUAAUUUUGUAUCCAACAAGAAGAGACAGGAAGUGGGGUUUUGUCUUGUCCAUUGCUAAGGUGUUUUCUACUCUCAUUUCUUCUGAAUCCGUCUUAUAACCUUUUUUCUCUUAUCUUGGAAUUUUCAUUGCCUUCUUACUAGACACAA
This is a messenger RNA of Vigna radiata var. radiata (mung bean), 1669 nucleotides long. RefSeq names its product EPIDERMAL PATTERNING FACTOR-like protein 1. The transcript is spliced from 2 exons. The record is from RefSeq and is a predicted model, not a curated record. Gene Ontology annotation, biological process: guard cell differentiation; stomatal complex development. NCBI's taxonomy places the organism in Eukaryota, Viridiplantae, Streptophyta, Magnoliopsida, Fabales, Fabaceae. The coding region runs from base 853 to 1230 and encodes 125 amino acids.